Malaya genurostris is the source of this 12163-nucleotide messenger RNA. RefSeq names its product GATA-binding factor C (gene grn). The record is from RefSeq and is a predicted model, not a curated record. Gene Ontology annotation, molecular function: DNA-binding transcription factor activity, RNA polymerase II-specific; zinc ion binding; RNA polymerase II cis-regulatory region sequence-specific DNA binding. The transcript has 8 exons. Gene Ontology annotation, cellular component: nucleus. NCBI's taxonomy places the organism in Eukaryota, Metazoa, Arthropoda, Insecta, Diptera, Culicidae. The coding region runs from base 1517 to 3232 and encodes 571 amino acids. Gene Ontology annotation, biological process: negative regulation of transcription by RNA polymerase II; positive regulation of transcription by RNA polymerase II; cell fate commitment.
UGUCGUGGUUGCGCGCUUUUAUGUUUUGAAAGUUCGGUUUUUGCCACUGCCUGCACACACCAUAGGGAUUUGAAAGCUAAGAAAGGUUCUCAUUUUUUCAAGAAUCCAAACAAAAACAAAGCUAGCAUAGACUCCCGAACAGUUGGCGUUGGCAGCGGCCGUAUGGAACUGUCUGGCGGCGACGUCGUUGAUGAUGUAGAAAAGAAUACAGUCCUUCUUCCUUCUUGAUCGCCGAAGUUUCGUGCAAAACUUUAAUGAUAAAAAAAACAAACAAACUAAUGCAAAGCAACCUCUGUGCAGAGGAGCAGGCGUAGGUUGAGUUUUCUUGAGGCAGAGCUAGUCCCUUGAAUUCUGUGGGUGAUCUAUGAAAGUAAAAUUUGACGCGUGCAGUGACACGACGGAAUCUCGAACCAUUUUGGAGCGCUCACUUCGCUGGCCGACGCGUCUUGAUCAGAUACACUGAUAGCGGUCGCCGAUCUCCAAUAUUCGAUAGCGAAGCAACAAUAACAACAUCAACAACAACAACAACAACCAAACGAUAUAUUUGAUUAGUGACAAGUGUAGUGACAGCGCGGUAAUAAUCGUUUCAGUGAAUAGGCGAAGAUCCGCCCGUGCAGAUACCGGAGUGGAAGCAAAGCGAUACUCCACAAACAAGCGAAUAUUUCUGAUUGUUAGUUUGAUUGGUUGGAAAUCGGAAUCGGAAGACUUUGGGAGUCGAACGCGACGACGGUCUGCCCUCUACUUUCAAUCGCAACGCGUAGCCGGGACCAGACGGACGCGUGACGGCGCUCUGCGUAUGUGUGUAGGUUUGCAGCGACCGGCCGAGAUUGAGACCACCGAGAUUCCACGUGUUUGUCGACCCGUCCGAUGAAACAAGAAAAUUGUUAAGAUUCGAAAUAAAAAAAAACAUAUUGCGUAAUCAUGAUCAAAGAUUAAUUUAUCUGAGAUAUUCAGAAACCCGUCACUCGCCAGAUGGAGUGUGAAUUUUCCUACUAAUUAACGUUCGACUCCGGAGAAAGCUGCCCGGGCAGAGGAAGGUGCGUCGGAAAACUGGAAAACUCAAAUCGUGUGAACUUUCAAAGCGCAACUGAGAAAUCCGAUGAAUAUUCAGUGGAUGAGUCUGCCAAAAUCCGAACAUAAAUCACCGGAAUGAGCAGUGAAAUUUGCGUAUAGAUCGUCCGACAGAUGGCCGCUAGGCAAAAGUAAAAUGAUACUUAUCGCUCGUUAUUGUGUUUUGAUGGACUAGCAACUAGAUAAACGAGUUUUGUUUUUGAUGGGAUUCGAUUAGCUUGCCACAUGCGGUCACGGUGAUUCUCUCAUCGAAGAAUUGGAAGAAGCCUACGAAGCUGCCCCUAAGAUGACUAAGUGUGAUAGAUCAAUUGGUCAUGGCGGAUCCCCAGUGAAUUGAGCCGGUCGAAUUGAUUUUCCGUAGUGUACUUUAGAGCAGGGAUUUUCACGCACAUUGUUGAAGUUCUAUUACAGUGCGGACCCGACAGCGGGUCCCAGUGAGACUGAAAUGGAUAUGACCUCGGCAGCGGAAGCUCGCAGCUGGUACGACAACCAGCGGCUCGGUGGAUCUCCGAGCACCUCGGCUGCUGCCCUCGGGCACCAAUCGGCGGCAGCGGGUGUCGAUCCGUCCGAGAUGAACCCAUUCUAUCCGCUCGAAAAUGGCACCCACCGGCGGUAUUAUCCCAGCAGCUACGGACCCCACGCCUCCCGCAUGGCGGCAUCGCACGUUUCGUCGCAGGUCUGUCGACCGCACUUCCACGGGCCACUGUCCUGGCUAAGUGACCCGGCCAAACCGAUCGCAUCCGGCAGUGCCUGGGGCAGCCCGUUCGCCUGUCCCCAGGAUCCCCAGGACAAGCUAAGUCAGGCAGCGGCAGCCGUGGCCGCGGUGGGCCAGGGUGGCAGCCAAGGUGGCGUCAGCAGUAGCCAACACUUGUUCUCCUUUCCGCCAACACCUCCGAAAGACUCCACGCCGGACUCAGUACAAACCGCACCUGCCGAAUAUCAAGCCACGAUCAAUGCCUUCAUGCAUCAGGCCCAGGUGACGUCCAGUUGUAUUGCCCAGCAGGCGGCUGCAGCUGCGGCCCAGGAGAGUUGUGUCCUGGAUGUGAAGCCAUGCCUGACGGGGAGUUCCCUUGGACUCGGAAUGGGGAAUGUGGGUGGAAGCAGUAGUAGUGGGGGACUUGGUGGUGGUGGAGGAGGAAUAGGAGGAGGAAGCAAUGGUGGUGGUGGUGGUGGUGGUAGCGGAAGUGGUUCCGGUGGUGGUAGUGGUAGCAGUGGACAUAACCAGCCAAAGCAACGGGAAGGUACGACCCUGAAUGCGACCAGUGCUAGUGGUAGUAGUAACCAGACUCAUAGUGGUUCCAAUAGUGCGUUGUUCGAUACGGCCGGACAUGGAUCGUACGGUGGCGGAUACGACACGGUCGGCUACGGCUAUCAUCACCAGCAAAGUGGUUCGUUUCAACCAAACUCACGAUCUACGGUUAUGAAUAGUUCCCAUCACAUGAAGCCGCAGCGGACGAAGGCUCGAACUAGUGCCGAGGGCCGAGAGUGCGUGAACUGCGGUGCUACGUCGACGCCCCUGUGGCGACGGGACGGUACCGGUCACUAUCUGUGCAAUGCCUGCGGUCUCUACUACAAAAUGAACGGCCAGAACCGGCCGUUGAUCAAACCGAAGCGACGACUGGUUAGCUCCCUACAAAGCGCAGCAAGACGGGCCGGAACGUCGUGCGCCAACUGCAAAACCACAACCACGACCCUUUGGCGGAGAAACCAAGGCGGGGAACCAGUUUGUAACGCCUGCGGCUUGUACUAUAAACUGCACAAUGUAAACCGUCCGCUAACGAUGAAGAAGGAAGGAAUCCAAACGCGCAAUCGGAAAUUAUCGUCCAAAUCGAAGAAGAAGAAGGGUAUGCCCGGAUCGUGCCUUCCGCUGGGUAGCCAUCAUCUGGGCGACCUGAUGAAGCCACUGGACCACAACAAGACUUUCCCGGGGGCGUUUCCCGGUUCGAUGGGUCAGCACAGUCACCUGUCCGGUGGGUUGCAUCCAGCUCACACACACAUGCACGGUGGAUGGUACACUACCAGCAUGGGUGCCCUCGGGUCGUCCAGCAGUCUACAGAGUGGAUUCGGUGGUGCCGGAACGCUGGGCGGUGGAAUGGGACCACACUCGCAAUCGUACCAUCUGGGACUUAAUUCGAUGAGUUGGCGCUCGGAAUACACGUGAUGGAGUACCAGCAAUUUCAACACAAACUUGUUCGACUUCAGCACGUCUCCAAAGUUACAGCAGAACCAUCAGCAAUCACCGCAUCAUCACCAACAUCAUCAUCAUCAUCAUCAUCAUCACCUCAACCAUCAUCAGAGCAGUGCCGGUCUGUUUGAGCAUCAAUCAGUUCCACAUUCUUAUCCUCCCCAUCAUCAUCAUCAUCAUCAGCAUCAGCAUCACGUACCGCUAAGUAGCAGCAAUGGCAGCAGUCAAGAUCUUGACCUGCACAGUCAGCAACAGGCUUUCCAAGAAUCGCAGCUGCAUCAACAUCCGCUGCACCUAGUAGCGACGAGUCCAGUACAAAUUUAAGCUAAUGCUUUUACGUCACUCCCGUGCUAUGCCGCAUUGGCUCGUUUCAGCAAACGUUAGAGAGAAGAAUCUUCCGAUUUGGAUUGGUUUAUUAGUCAUUGAAAAAAUUGAAUGAGUUUGAACAUUUUUAUUAUUGAGAUUUUAGACGAAAUAGACAAAAAUUUUAUCAGACAAAAUCCAGUUUCGGUAAACCUAAAUUGGCAAAAGACAAGUGACGAAGUGUCUUUACACUGCGAACCAAACUGCGUGUUAGCUUCCUGCAAUGGCAAACCAUCACCGUUUGUCGACUUCCACUUUGGUAUCCGCUUUUCAUGAUGCAAUCGCGCCCUCCGUCCGGUCCGGGUGCUGUGAUCCUAAACAAAACAACUGUGCUCGCAGAAGCAACCUAAUAAUUUAUGAGCUAAUCCGACUAGAUAGCAAUCGCGAUAUGUAAUAAACACUCCCGGGUGAUGGCACCGGCGUUGGAUCAACGAAUUCAUUACACGUACGAGCGCGCGAAGUUAAGCAAAAAAUCAAAAAAGGUUCACAAGUUCAGUAAUCGACAGAAUCAAACAUGUUCUCGUUGGGAUUGAUUUCUGUUUCAUAUAAAAAUUAUGAAAUUAAUGGGACGUGAAAAAUUCAACCCCCUUCGGGAAUUCGGUCUCUCUUAGAUUCGACGAGCAAUUCCAAAAAUUGACAGCAAAUCAUCGGACUUCACAUACUCCUAUUUGGAUGAAACUUGGUACACGUUUUCAACGUAGCAAAUUAAUACAUGGCUUUUUGGCCAAUUGGUUUCUCCUCAAAACAUUCAUUUUUCGUUAACGGCCAACGUUUAGAAGGUAUCAUCUUCAUCGUCAGGGUAAAACGACUUCAAAUAUUUUUUUUACAAAUAUUUUUUGUAGUCGUUUUACCCUGAAGAUAUAACCUUCGAAACGUUGACCAGUAACGAAAAAUAAAUGUUUUGAUGAGAAACCAAUUUACCAAAAAGCUUAAUCUUAUCUUAACCUUUCAAAAGAGCGAAUGUAUUUUUUCGAGUACUUUCUUCAAAUCUUGGUUACUCAAAAACCAUUACUAGCACAAAAAUAGUGUCGAAGAUGAAACUGUAGAAAAUCAAAAGGCACUCGAAAAAAUAUACACUGAAAGAAAACGUUUUAUGUUUAUAAGAUUUUUCAAGAAAAAUGAAAAACUUAAACUAAUUGAAUCUAUUUUUUACAACAUAGGGUAAGGGCUCCCUAUUUCAUCUCAUUUGUAAGGACGUCGCUUUCAAACCCCGAUUUAGCCACUAAAAUCACUGUAUUAUUUCAUAUUACUGUUUCAUUCGCCUUGCUCCACGUUGAAAAUUGAUUCACAUUUCUUGGAAAUUCAACUAAUAUUUAUAAAACAGCUAAAAACACUAAUGAUUUUUUCACUACUCUGCUCCUAAUUUCAUCUCAAUGGAUUUUUAUCCACCCUAUCGUUGAUCUUUUAUUCAUCCUAUAAAUUAGCAAUGGCGACAGCAAUCAAAACAAAAUAUUCCACUAUUACACUCUCACCCGCAUUCGCAUGGCUGCCAGAUGGCUGACUAAACGCUGCCAGCUGGAAAAAUAUGGCUUGCAGACAUUCUGGUGACCGACUGCCUUACCGCUGCCAGAUAUACAACUCAAACGAUACAACCGUACCCACCAGGAUUUUUCCACAUUAUUAUUAUUGGUAAAAAAUUUACUCGUUGAAUUAUCUAAUUAAUGGGGCACUGACUUACGGAGAUCUAAAGAACUAUCUUUUAACAUCAUUUUAUUAGUGAAAACAGAUAGAACAGAUAUAGACUUUCUAUGCAAAGUAAUACAUAUUUUCUAUGAAAAUACCUGGCAUCUCUAUGCACAGCCGAUGAAACACACACACACACACUUCACAGCGUUAUGUUGGCGUAAAGCGGAAUGAAACCAGUGCAACUAGAUUUGCCACAAUGGUUAUUUCAUUAGUAUUUAACACGUUCUUUCUGGUAAUAUUCGAAGCAGAAACAGUUUUAUUGAAAUAUUAAUAUCAAUAAUAUAAUUAAACUAAUGUCACGGAUACCAAAAACAUACUUUUUGAUGAUAAUUUGAAGAAGAUAAACAAUUUUUGUUUUGUAACAUUAUGAGAUAACUUGGCAACUUUGCGAAACCAAAUGAGAUGAAAACAAAGCGCAAUCAAGUGAACGAAGUGAAAAACUUUCAUCUCAUAUUUUUGAGGACUUUUAUUGCUUGUCGGGUAAAUUUUGAAGUUUUUAAUCGUUAACUAAACAAGUGGCAAGUGAACAUAACUAAUUAUGAAGUCAUCCAUCAUUCAAUGGUAGUGUAAUUGUGUGAAAUAGUGAUCAUGUUUUGAGACGAAUCGAUUAGUAGAUAUUCUGAAGCAUGACGAACUGUAAAUCUUGAGACGAAAAUGUGUCCUAAAUUGAAAAGUGAGUUUAUUUUAUAUGAAAAAAACGAUCACCGAAGAAUUUAAAACCAUUUCUUUCAAUAGGAAAGUGUGACAUUAGCUUUUCAAAUCAUUUUAAAACAUUUCACAGUUUGCUUCCUAUAGGUUGUAAAAUAUUAUUCAUGUUCAAAGUUAUGAGGUGAAGGGAUGAGAUGGAAAUAGGAGCUCAGAUGAAAUAGGGAGCCGUUGCCCUAUUAUUUUCUGAACUACACAGAAAGAAAUUACGAAUUUUACAGGUGACAUAAUUCUACAAACGAUACAAUUCAUAGCUACAUAACUUGUCGAAUGAUGCAACAUUACAUUCGAACAGAAUUUUACAGGCUCCGAGUGUAAUCUGCACUCGGCUACCAAGUGCCUCUGUAUGGGUUUACAUGUAUUAAUGAUUCAUUGAACAGAUAUGUGCUUCUGUGGUUAAGUCGAUCAGUUCACGUGCUUUGUGAUCUAAUGUUUCUCGGUUCAAGUCGCACCUUGUUGCUAGCGAUCUAUUGUUUUUUUCUUUCAUUACAUUUCAAGCCAUGUAAUAUUCAAAUCACACAAUAUAACAUGUUCGUGAAUAUAAAUUUGUGUGAAAUACGAUGCUCCAUUUAUGUGCAUCUUAUAAGAUGUAAAAUCGCAAGAUUUUUCCGAACUGUUUGUUACUAUUGAAUCUUUAAGAAAAAAAUGGUUGCAUAUUCGGUUUUCAAUUAAUUGUCCAUCUCCACUACUGUUUUCCUUCUCGCAUAUAUUUGGCUGUCAUACGGCUAACUAACGGCUGCCAACGAGUAAAAUCUGGCAAGCUGCCAUUCUGGCGUCUGGCUGCUUCAGCGCAACACGGAACCGCAAAACAACGUAAUUUUAAAUACUUUGGGACUGACAUGCGGCUAAUUUGCAUAUGAAAAAGACACGAGUUGAUAUUUUUCUCUCAUUUUACUGAACAAACCCACAACUUUUACUGCAAUUUCUGAGAGUAUAUUUAGGAUAGAUUUCAUUCCUCAAGCUAACUCAAAAUUUGAGAGAAUCGAUAUGGGACUGAUAUGCGAGUCUGGGCAGUGCAGUUGAGUCGUAUUGACUCAAUUUCAGGUUGAUAUGGUUUACUUAAUUUUAGCUUAUUGAACGAGACUCUCGCUGUUGGGUGUAUUUGGUCAACAAUGGAAGGAGCGAAUGAAAAAAAAAAUCAGAACAACUCAUAAUUAAGUAAAAGGAAUUCAAAUAAUAGGUAGUUUUUAUUUUCCGUGUACCAAACAUACAUCGCUGCCAGCCGUUUGCCAUACCGAUCAAAAUUUUUGGCAUUUUCAGCGAAGGUGUAAAGAUAAAAACGCACGGCUAACUAAGAUACAGGCGACUAUGUUUUGCCAAAUUGGAUUUGACAGCCGUCACUGAAACAAUUUUGGUAGCCGUCUGGUGCCAAAAGACCAUGCGAGAUUCUUUCUGGCAAUUUAUAGAUACCCUUUCGUAAAAGGUUCGUCCGAUUUGGAUGUGCAACUGUUAUGGCCGAGCAUGGUCAUGAUGCAAAAUUACUUUGUCGUUGUGUCUAUGGAUGUAUUGUGGUCGAGUUUUCCUUGCAAUACUUCGCUCAAACGCAUCAAUUGUCUUCCCAGUGAUCCUUUCAUUUGAAGUUUUUCGGAUGGGGAUUUCAGAACAUGAUGAUUAAUUCCUUGAGAAACCAAUAUACGAUCUCUUAGAAUUUCGUGAUAGAAUCGUUCUUCAUCGAAAAAUAUUAGACCCGUCUUUCUUUAAUUUUGUCAUCAGGAUGACCAUUUCCUUGUUGGGGUCGAUAAAAAAAUCGAUUAUUUUCGAUUUUCUUCAAAAAACAUAUUUUAUCAUAAAUCAUAACUUUUGAAUCAUUCAACCGAUUUUGCUAAUUUUUGAACAAGUUGUCAAUAUAUGCCAAUAAUUUUUAGGAAAAAUAUGUAAAGUUUAAGUUUUGGUUUGAAAAGGUCAAUUGUAUAACUUUUUAACGGUCUUCAUGGUAUACGACCAAUUGGCACUAUGUCAUUUUAUAUUUUUUCUGAAAGCUGAUACAAUUUUAUAGCGAUUAGCGAUGCGUUAUUUUGAUGUGACACAUCUUUAUUUUCUAUAUAGGGGUGCAAAUUAGAAACUCAAGGAAAAAUACACGUAGAAAUGUGGUCAGAUUUAUAGCUCAGUAUGUUUUGUAUCGAUUGUUAAUAUUAUUUCAUUAUUUGAAAGAAAAUAUUUCUAUGAUUCGAUUCGAAUGUAUCAAGCCACGUUUUUAUUUCAAUAAUAAAUGAUUGAAAUUUUGAUUAGUAGCGAGCAGUGUCCUAUUUUGUCUGCUAAAAAUCUCCGGCAUAUCGGAUUUCCCUACCAUAGCCGACGGUUUUAAAGGAGUAAGCGAUAUAUCAAAGGAAAAGCAUCGCUCUGAUUGGUCAAUCAAUGCAAAAGCGAAGCUGUUGGAAGCACGCGAAUCUAUAAAUAGAAUGAAAAUUAUAGCUAACGUUUCAGUCCUACGCGUAGCCUGCUAGAGAUCGCUUUAACCGAAAUCGCAGAGUGGUAUAGAAACUUAACGCUAUAAAAAUAACUGCUUUCAUACAAAACUUGAACACAAGCUUGGCGAAGAGAAGCUUUCAUAUAAAAAUCCGUAUCGCAAGUAUGUACAAAGAUAUAAUUGCAUACAUUUGGGAUAUUGGUGUAAUUUCGUCGGCUAUAAAACAAACAAUGUUCGGUGUUGGUUCCUAAUCAAGAUCAAUCUAGGCAAACUCUCGAGCAAUUGCGUAUUCAAAAGUGUUUGAACUGUUUGAUUGUAGAUCAUUAGAAAGUUUGGUUGCCUUGUUCCACAUCAAUGGCUCGAACAACCCCAUGGGGCUGAUCCUUGUAGAUUUUUGUUUUUGAGUUAUAAUAUUUUGAAUAUUUCAAGUUUUCAUAGUUCCCAUGUUUUUUUUGAUUUUCUCAAAAAGAUGUUGUUGAUAAAUUUAUUUUUACUUUUGAACCACUUGACCGAUUCCGCUAAUUUGUGAAUAUUUAGUCAAGAAAUGUCUGCAAUUUUUGGGAAAAUAUGUUAAUACUGCAAAGUUAGAGUGUUGUAUUUUAAAAGUUCAUUUGUAUACCCUUUUAACGGUUUUUAUGGUAGGUAGACCAAUGGACUCUUUUUACAAUCUAAAAGAGAGGUGACAAUGUGUUCAUAUUAUAAACACCAUAAAUAAAUGGAGACGCACGGUCGCUAACAACGAAGACAAUUUCAAAAAGUUUUAUCUCAAAAACAAAAAAUAACGCGUCGUUAAUUUUUGGAUAUGUUAUGUAAAAAUUUUUCAGCAUUCAGAAAAAAUAUAAAACGACAUGGUGCCCCCCGACCGUUAAAAUUUUAUACAAUUGACUUUUUCGAACACAAAACUUCAACUUUACAAUAUUUGCAUAUUUUUCCUAAAUAUUAUAGACAUUUCUUGACAACAUAUCCAAAACUAAGAAGAAUCGGUAAGGUAACUCAAAAGUUAUGAUUUGAAAAAAUGUAUUUUUUGAAGAAAAUCGAAAAUAAUCGAAAAUGGUCAAAAUAAAAAAUAUUUCCGAGUCUAAUAUUUUUCGAUGGAGAACGAUUUUUCCAAAUAGUAGGAAAUUAUAAAAGAUCGUUUAUCAGUUUCUCAUGGAAUCGCUAUAUAAUUAGUAGAAAUAUAAUUAGUUUGUUGAAAAUUUUUCAUUUUAUAAUUGACAUAAAUAUGACGAAUUAAUUUCACGCUAAAUCAUAUUCGCAGUUGGUAAAUUCUUCUCAGAAUCGAAUGAAAUUUUGUGUAGACUAUCACAUUGCAUACUUUGUUUUUCCAAAAUUGGCCCAGACUGUCUUUUUAAAAGGGCAAAACUUUUUUUAUUAGGAGGGCCCUGGCCCCUCCCGAAAUCAAAAACAGAUAUAUAAUACGGCAUACCAAAAAUUAGGCACAUAAACAAACUUCAGUAACAUUAUUUUUUUAUCUUUGGGCCGCUCCCGAAACGAAAUUCUGGGUACGGGCCUGGUUACAACCAUCAUACAUUUAUUCAAAUAGUUGACGAAAAAUGACAAAGCGUACAAAAAGAGUAUUAUACUAAUAAUUUUCGCCUGAAAACCUUUCGUAUUGACUUUAAAACUUUAAAAUCGAUUCGCAAAAAAUAAAAAUUCUAUCUUCUUUUGAUAAACAAAAUUAACAGUGUCUUUUUGUUUUAUAAACUAAUCGGAAAAUCAUUAUGAUCGAAAAAUUUCAUUAAUCGCAACUUGAGAAGAGAUUUCACAAGUAUAAGUAAUGGAGAAGAAAACGUUUUUAGUUAGAGACACUUUUUUCCUAUAACUGCCCGCGUUGCAAUACAUGGACGGUUGGAAGGGAACAUAAUAACGUACCUUGAGGCAAAUUUUCAUUGAACUCGGAAAUAGUGUUCUUUUUCUAAACGUUGACUUUAAAUUUUGAAACCCGUUUUUUUCAGUGUAGGAUUCGAAUAGACGAUUGUCGUGCAAAAUGUUAUUCAGAGUUGGCAGCAUAUAGACUUUAACACAAAGAACCACUUUGUUGACUUUUUUUUUGCAAAUUUUUUUUUUCAGUGUAGGACUCGAUAAGAAUUUUGUUCAGUGUUUUUUAUUGAUAAAUUUGAUUGAUUUUGUAGAAAUCAGUAGUAUAACACUUUUUUAUAGGAUUUAUAAUUUUCGACAUUUGCUCCUUGAACAAAAUUGAUUAAAAAUUUUCAGCCCUUUUCAAAAGACAGUCUGAAAAAUGUUUGCAUAAACAAAGUAUACAAAGCAGCUAUUUAUAUUAUGCCCGCUUAGACAAUUGAUAUCAAAACUUUUUUUCGAAACUUCGACCUUUGAUUCCGAGGCAUUUCGCGAAAAGUCGUUUUGCCGAAUAGGUCAGCGGCGGUCUCUUGCAUUGCUUUAAUCAGUCCUAAACGAGCGGCAGAGGGUUUACAUGACAUUCGACGGAAUGACACAUUUGGCGAAAUGACCCUGAUCCGUUUCAACGGCGUUCCAACAUUGCUACACCACAUUCUUAUAACAUUUAGCGAUGACCACAUUAUUCAAAUAGCAUCUGGGGGUUAAAUCAGGCGAACAUGGUGGAUGUGGUAGAUAUUUGAAAUUCAACUCAUGGAAUUAAGCCAUCGUAUCGAAUAUUUUUUCAUAUUGCAGUGCCCAUGCAAAAUUGUGAACACAUUUCUUUUCGAUAUAUUUGACAAUGUCAGCUAUCUUCUGCUACUUCACUUUUUGGUUUUCCAUAACGAUGGAAGGAAGGAACUUUUGAGACGAUUUUCGGAACAACAGCCUCGUUUGGACAACCAGUUGAUUUGUCUGGAAGCCUGGAUAAUGAUUAUUGCUUUUCUUGCGCAGUAUUAUUUUUUUAAAUAUUAAAAUGAUAAUAUUUUUUCUUCAUUGUUUAAAAUUAGUCAAUAGUAGUUUCACUGAAAGCAAAAUAACUAAUAGACUAAUGAACCGAAUGUUAUGAAAUUAUAACAGAUAACAGGAUGUCUGUAUUGGCCGCCAGAUGAUUUUUUGAAUUAGUGGCGCCAUCUGUCUGUAGGACCGAAGACUUUUUCGAAUUUCAUUUUUUCGGUUGGUUUUGGACGGUUUUUUCAGCGUAUUUUUUAGGUUUUAAUCCUACUUCUCAAUUAACACAAACUUUUAUAAAAAUACGACCCUUUUCAAAAAAUUUUCCAUCUUUAAAUAUCUCGAGAACGCUACAUUAUGAAGGAUGAAGGUAUAUCUUUGAUCAUUUAUCACUCCUAAAAAUGAUGGGUAUCCUGAAAAAAUAAAUAUUAUCGAGUUACAACGAUUUGAAUAGAGUACAAGCAAACUAGAUGAGUUUGACCCAAAUUGGAGUUAGUCAUUUUUUCACCUUUAUUGCAGUUAAUUUCUGGAAUUGCUCACGUAAGUCUGAACGAGUGAAUAGCUAAUUGUGUACAUAUUUUGCGUUAGUUAGAGAAAGGUUGUAAAAUAUGAGUUCGCUCUUGGUUCUGAUGCGAUCCGUCUAAAUGUGCAAUGUUUCCGUUUAGUUUAGUGUUAGUAGCACCUCCCUUAACGUGAAAAGUAUUUCAAGCGUUCAAAACAAAAUAAGAGAAUUGAAAUUGCAAUACUAACAGCUAAACUGUAGACUAAACUACAGGCGCAUAACAAUUGAACAUUUCUUAUCGGAAAGGAAACGAAGCGGAAAACGUAAACUAUUUUCAUGUAGUGAAUGGGAUGGUUAAUACACAGACCAUCGUGCCACGCUAAAGUCUGUAACAAUAUUA